GUUUACGUUUUGAAUAGAUUUUUUUUGACAAGUAGAGGCAUUGAUCAUACUACAUUUUGGGUUUAUGCAGUAAAUGGAAUAUAAUGGUAUCGAAAAGGCGAGAUCCGACCAAUGUCAUACACAAAGUAGUAACUUUAAUUCUAACCCAUCUGUUUUGUGUCCCACCCAAAGACCAUAUAGUUUCUUGUUUCUUUGUACUAGUCCUGAUGAUCUCCAGAGACAUCAAAGAAUCGUAAUCGCGAAUAAUAAUGCUAAGAUGGGACUCGUGUUGGUCUUCCCACCACCAAACAUCACAACAAUCAAAUCAAAUCACCACCACCAUUGCUUUAUAACGAGACCAACAUCAGAAAGUUGUCAAGAACCUAAAGCAAAGUUGCGAGAAGAGAAAAUGGCGGAUGAGAAAGUGAUUGUUGAUGAGGUUGAGACAAGAGACGCUUAUAGAGUUGCGUACGUGAUCCAUUUCUUGUUGGGUGCUGGUAGUUUAAUACCAUGGAACGCUUUGAUCACAGCCGUUGAUUAUUUUGGCUACUUGUAUCCCGACAAGCAUGUAGAGAAGACUUUCACCGUGGCUUACAUGAGUUGCUCGGUCCUGGUUCUGGUUUUGAUGAUGACUUGGAACACAAGAUUGAGCUAUAGACUGAGGAUGAAUUUGGGGUUUUCCAUGUUCAUCAUCUCCAUGAUGGCUUCGCCAAUUAUAGAUUGGGUUUGGAAAGGUAAAAACAAUGAGAAUGUUUCGUACCUACUGAUGAUUGGAUCAGUCGUCCUAUGUGGUUUAGCUGAUGGAUUGGUCGGAGGAAGUUUGAUCGGUUCAGCCGGAAAGCUUCCUAGACAGUACAUGCAAGCAAUUUUUGCCGGGACUGCCUCUUCAGGUAUUAUCAUUUCCAUCCUUAGGAUUACUACUAAAGCUUCGCUGCCACAGACACCGCAGGGGCUGCGAACCAGUGCUCAUUGCUAUUUCAUAGUCAGCUCAACUAUCCUACUCUGCUGCUUCCUUUGCUGUAACGUUCUGCACAAGUUACCAGUAAUGCAACAGCACCUUAGGUUUGAUCAACCUCUGUAUUCGAAUCUGAAAAUAUGGGUGGUUGGGAGGAAGAUCAAGUGGCCAGCUUCGGGUAUUCUAAUAAUCUACACCGUUACCUUAUCGAUAUUUCCAGGGUUUAUAGCAGAGAACUUGAAGUCUCAACUUCUCCAAAGUUGGUAUCCUAUUUUGCUCAUCACGGUGUACAACGUCUCGGAUUUCGUAGGUAAGUCACUCACCGCUCUUUAUCUAUGGCAGAGUAUAAGAUCCGCUACGUGGGCUUGUGUCCUUAGGCUUCUCUUUUAUCCUCUCUUCUCUGCGUGCCUACGUGGACCGCAUUGGCUUAGAACAGAAGUGCCAGUGGUUGUUCUGACGUUCAUGCUAGGCCUCACCAACGGCUAUCUUACUAGUGUCCUCAUGAUCAUGGCUCCCAAAACGGUUCAUGCAUCCGAAGCGGAACUUGCGGCCGUCUUCAUGGUUGUUUUUCUAGGAAUAGGUCUUGUUUGUGGCUCAGUUCUUGGCUGGGUCUGGCUCAUCUGA
Thlaspi arvense is the source of this 1558-nucleotide messenger RNA. Lineage: Eukaryota; Viridiplantae; Streptophyta; Magnoliopsida; Brassicales; Brassicaceae. The record is from the annotation of a GenBank genome assembly.